Molecule: messenger RNA, 1311 nt
Organism: Trichoderma gamsii
Lineage: Eukaryota; Fungi; Ascomycota; Sordariomycetes; Hypocreales; Hypocreaceae
Product: mannitol 1-phosphate dehydrogenase
Exons: 2
Coding region: 1-1311 (436 amino acids)
Molecular function (GO): monooxygenase activity; FAD binding
Source: RefSeq, a predicted model, not a curated record
AUGGCCAUUGGGGGCAGAUCAACAGCAGCGCCAGACACCUUUUCAGUCGCCAUUCUCGGCGGUGGAAUCGGUGGUCUGGCCAUGGCCCUGUCCCUAACCACACAAGUCCCUUCUCUCAAGAACAUCACCGUCUACGAGCAAGCACCGGCAUACAAAGAAAUCGGAGCAGGCAUCGGCAUCGGCGUCAACGCAAGCCGCAUCCUCAAGCGCUACGGUGUCUACGACGCUGCCAAUGCCAUCUCUGGCGACCGCAACGGCAUCCACCGCAGCUUGAGGCGAUGGGACAAUGGCGAUGAGAUUGUGUCUGUCGGCGCCAUGGAUGAGGAGGCGAGCAACGGUGGCGUGCGCCAGCUGAGCGUUCAUCGUGCCGAGCUCCUUCAAGUUCUGUAUGAGCAUCUUCGAGACACUACCUGCGCCAAGUUGGAGACGGACAAGAGAGCUGUUGAGAUCAUCGAGGAUCAAAAGGGCGGCAAGGCGGUGAUUCAUUUUGCAGACGGCACCCACGUCUCGGCUGAUCUUGUCAUUGCCUGCGAUGGCAUCCACUCCAACGUGCGACGACAGUUCUCCAAGGGCAACGACUUGAUGCCUCGCUACUCAGGCCGCGUCUGCUAUCGCGGCCUUCUACCCAUGUCUGCCGUCGAGGAAGACUGGCCAUACGACUCCUUUGCAGUCUCGUGGCUCGGCCCCAGCAGACACUUCCUCGUCUUCCCCAUUUCUCAAAACAAGACACUCAACGUCGUCGCCUUUGUGUCAAAAACUGAGGCCGAGCUUGGCGCUCUGAAAGAGAGUUGGUCGAGCACUGCACCUCGUUCUGAAGUCGAGGCUGAGUUUUCUGGCUGGGACGAGACUGUCCAGAAGGUGGUUCGCGCCAUGGAGCCCAGGCCCGGCAAGUGGAAGUUGAAUGACCGCGAGCUGCUCGACCAAUGGGUCUAUUUAGGAGGAAAAGUGGUGCUUGGCGGCGAUGCUGCUCACGCUAUGCUUCCUCAUCAAGGCUCCGGUGCCGGCCACGCAAUCGAAGACUCGUUCGUCAUGGGCCAAGCCUUAAAGGCCUUCUUCGAAAACCCAUCCGCCGGCCUAGAAACAUACAUGAAGCUCUACCAGGAAACAAGACUGCCGAGAGCGCAGAGAGCUCAGCUGACAUCUCGUCAAGCAGGCGACGGCUACGAGAUGCAAGGCCCCGAGUUUGCCGGCUUAGUUUUUGAGCAACGUUUGCAGGUCAUUCAUGACAAGUUCAAGGACCGAAUGACUUGGGUUUGGGGUCACGAUCUGGAGGCGGAUUUUAAUGCGACCAGGACUCGCCUUGGCCUAUAG